Arabis nemorensis is the source of this 834-nucleotide messenger RNA. Lineage: Eukaryota; Viridiplantae; Streptophyta; Magnoliopsida; Brassicales; Brassicaceae. The record is from the annotation of a GenBank genome assembly.
AUGUUGCGCAGGAACAUUAGGUUAAGAAAGGAGUAUCUCUACAGGAAAAACUUGGAAGGUGAAGAGCGUGUUCUCUAUGAGAAGAAGCGGAAGAUAAGGGAAGCUUUACAAGAAGGAAAGCCGAUUCCUACUGAGCUCCGAAACGAAGAGUCUAAGCUUCGACAGGAAAUUGAUCUGGAAGAUCAGAAUACCGCUGUUCCACGGAGUCAUAUUGAUGAUGAAUAUGCAAAUGCAACGGAAAGAGAUCCGAAGAUUUUGCUGACAACAUCUAGGGAUCCAAGUGCGCCGCUCACACGAUUCGUGAAGGUCAUUUCUGAAAUCAUUGAAACCGCUCGUUCGCAUGAUUUUACAGAUGUUAUAUUGGUUCAUGAGCACCGUGGUGUUCCUGAUGGUCUUAUUGUGUCACAUCUUCCAUUUGGACCAACUGCCUACUUUGGAUUACUUAAUGUGGUAACAAGACAUGAAAUUGAAAUCAAGAAAACAAGGGGAAAAAUGCCUGAGCAGUUUCCUCAUCUCAUUUUUAACAACUUUACAAGUCCGUUGGGUAAAAGAAUUUCAAACAUCUUGAAACACAUCUUCCCAGUUCCAAAACCGGAUGCAAAACGUAUAGUUACUUUUGCUAAUCAAUCUGAUUAUAUUUCAUUCAGGAAUCAUGUCUAUGAUAAAGGAGAUGGAGGCCCGAAAUCGAUUGAGCUUAAAGAAAUCGGUCCUCGCUUUGAGUUGCGGCCCUACCAGGUGAAAUUAGGAACUGUGGAACAAAAUGAAGCAGAUACCGAAUGGGUUAUUACACCAUACACGAACACUGCUAAAAAACGCCAGUUUAUCGGUGAAUGA